GAACAUCAGAGGACUCACUCACGGGAGAAGCCAUUUUCCUGUUCUGAAUGUGGGAAGUGUUUCUCUUGGAAGUCCUCUCUCAUAACACACGAGAGAGUUCACACCGGCAAGUGUUUUACGGACAGGUCCAACCUCUCUACACAUGAAAAAACGCACACAGCCGAGAAGCCGUUUUCCUGUUCUAACUGUGGGGAAAGUUUUUCCCAGAAGGGUUACCUUCUUUCGCAUCAGAGGACUCACAAGGAGGAGAAGCCUUAUUCCUGUUCUGAAUGCGGGAAGUCUUUUUCAUGGAGGAGACUUCUGGUGAGACACCAGAGAAUUCACUCGGGGGAAAAGCCAUAUUUGUGUUCUGAGUGUGGGAAAUGCUUCACCGAUGGUCCAGAUCUUGCUAGACACAAGAGAAUCCACACCAGUGACAGACCCUAUUCGUGCUCUGAAUGUGGGAGAGGUUUUACCAAUAAAUCGAAUUUGGUCCAGCACCAGAGGGUCCACACCGGUGACCACCCGUAUUCAUGUCCUGAAUGUGGGAGAGGCUUCUCUUGCAGGUCGCAUCUUAUUGGACACCAGAGAACUCACAUGGGAGAGAAGCCGUAUUCUUGCUCAGAGUGCGGGAAAUGUUUUACGCAUAAGUCAGCCCUGGUCAGACAUGAGAGAAUCCACACGGGGGAGAAGCCGUUUUCUUGUGCCGAAUGUGGGAAAUGUUUUAGCCGAAGAGCGUCUCUUUCCAUCCAUACAAAAGUUCACACAGGAGAGAAGCCCUACUCAUGUUCAGAAUGUGGAAAGUGCUUCAGCGAAAAGUCCCUUCUGCUUAUCCAUGCGAGGACCCACCUGUCCACGAAGCCCUUUUCCUGCUCCGAGUGUGGCAAAUGUUUUGUGCAGAGAUCCCGUCUUACCUCGCAUGAAAUGAAUCACACGGGGGUGAAACCAUAUUCAUGUUCUGAAUGUGGAAAAUGUUUUAAGGAAAGAGCCUACCUUACUUUACAUCACAUGACUCACACUGGCGACAAACCGUUUUCCUGCUCUGAAUGUAGGAAAUGUUUUUUACAGAAAUCCGACCUUGUGAGGCAUCAAAGGACUCACACUGGGGAGAAGCCAUAUUCAUGUUCCGAAUGUGAGAAAUGUUUUUCCUCAAGUUCAAGCCUUGGUACCCACUUGAAAGUUCACACAGGGGAAAAGCCGUAUUUGUGUCCAGAAUGCGGAAAAGGCUUUCGUGAAAGCUCAAGCCUCACCAUCCAUCGUAGGACACACUCGAAAGAGAAGCCCUUCUCCUGCUUUGAUUGUAACAAACGCUUCACCCAGAAGAUCCACCUGGUUUACCAUCAGGCCACCCACUCUGGACAUAAGCCGUUUUCCUGCUUGGAGUGCGGGAAGUGUUUUUCAUGGGAAAACGAACUGAUUGCACACCAGAGGACUCACACGGGGGAGAAACCAUAUUCAUGCUCUGAGUGCGGGAAACGUUUUGCCAAUAGAUCAAACCUUGCUCUUCACAGAAAAAUACACGCGGCUGUGACACCAUUUUCCUGCUCCGAGUGUGGCAAACGAUUUAACAAGAAAGGAGGUCUUGUAUCGCAUCAGAGGACUCACACAGGCGAGAGGCCAUUUUCAUGUUCUGAUUGUGGGAAACGAUAUAUACAUAAGUCCUCCCUUGCAUCACAUCUCAAAACCCACAAGAAAAAGGAGGAUCCUGGCCCGGGAUGUGACUACUAA
This is a messenger RNA of Staurois parvus, 1707 nucleotides long. The record is from the annotation of a GenBank genome assembly. Lineage: Eukaryota; Metazoa; Chordata; Amphibia; Anura; Ranidae.